This is a messenger RNA of Andrographis paniculata, 2585 nucleotides long. Its product is annotated as ABC transporter G family member 6-like. Gene Ontology annotation, cellular component: membrane. Gene Ontology annotation, molecular function: ATP hydrolysis activity; ATP binding; ABC-type transporter activity. The record is from RefSeq and is a predicted model, not a curated record. Bases 129 to 2321 code for a protein of 730 amino acids. The transcript is spliced from 2 exons. Lineage: Eukaryota; Viridiplantae; Streptophyta; Magnoliopsida; Lamiales; Acanthaceae.
CUUCCAUCAACUUCACUUACUAUUCUUCACACCCACAAAUACAAAUACAAUCGUAUUUUCCGACAACCUCGUCUGAGCUGAGGAAUCUGCAAAAGUGGUUCUUCUUCCAUUUCGAUUGGUGGUUAAUCAUGUCGAGAGUUGUCGCCGACGAUACGCCGCCGCGAGGGGACAGCUACCCGUUGCGGGAUUUGGGUUCGGGUUUGGGUUUGGGUUCGGGUCUGUCGCCGACGCUGGGGCAGCUGCUGAAGUGCGUCGGAGAUGUGAGGAAGGAGGUCGCCGGAGACGAGACACCGGUGCAUCAAGUGGUGGAGAUGGGCGACGCGGCGGUGGUGCCGCGGGCGGUGCCGUUUGUGCUGUCGUUUAAUAACAUUACGUACAGCGUGAAGGUUCGCCGGCGGGUUAAUUUCUGCUUCGGGCGGCGGGCGGCGACGGCGACGGCGACGAAGACGAUUCUGAAUGACGUCUCCGGCGAGGCUCGCGACGGCGAGAUUAUGGCGGUUAUGGGGGCGUCGGGGUCGGGGAAGUCGACGCUGAUCGACGCGCUGGCGAAUCGGAUGGCGAAGGAGAGCUUGAAAGGGAGCAUCACGCUCAACGGAGAACAGCUGGAGUCGCGGAUGCAGAAGGUGAUCUCAGCUUACGUGAUGCAGGACGACCUGCUUUUUCCGAUGCUGACGGUGGAGGAGACGCUCAUGUUCGCGGCGGAGUUCCGGCUGCCGCGGACGCUGACGGCGGCGAAGAAGAAGCUGCGAGUGCAGGCGCUGAUUGACCAAUUGGGGCUGCGGAACGCCGCCAAGACGGUCAUCGGAGACGAAGGCCACCGCGGCGUCUCCGGCGGGGAGCGCCGGCGAGUUUCGAUCGGAAUCGACAUUAUCCACGACCCGAUACUGCUCUUCCUCGACGAGCCGACCUCCGGCCUCGACUCCACCAGCGCUUUCAUGGUGGUCAAGGUGUUGCAGAGGAUUGCACAGACCGGAAGCAUCGUCAUCAUGUCGAUUCAUCAACCGAGCUACCGAAUCCUCGGGUUGCUGGAUCGGAUGAUCUUCCUGUCGCGGGGACAGACUGUUUACGGCGGCGCUCCGCCGGCGCUGCCGCAGUUCUUCGCCGACUUCGGCCACCCCAUCCCCGACAACGACAACCGUACGGAAUUCGCCCUCGACCUCAUCCGCGAGCUCGAAGGCUCCGCCGGCGGCACCAAAAGCCUCGUCGAAUUCAACAAAACAUGGCAGUCAAUGAAACGCGAAAAUCAAAAUCAAAAUCAAAUCCCUAAUUUGACGAACCUGUCGCUGAAGGAAGCAAUCAGCGCGAGCAUUUCACGGGGGAAGCUCGUCUCCGGCGCCGCCGCAACAACGAACGGAGGAGCAAACACUCCGGCGUCGCUAGUCCCGACCUUCGUAAACCCUUCCUGGAUAGAAAUGGCGGUUCUAUCAAAACGCUCCUUCACAAACUCGCGCCGAAUGCCGGAGCUCUUCGGCGUCCGUCUCGGCGCGGUGAUGGUGACCGGAUUCAUCCUAGCGACGAUGUUCUGGCGGCUCGACAACUCCCCCAAAGGCGUCCAGGAGCGCCUCGGCUUCUUCGCUUUCGCCAUGUCCACAACCUUCUACACCUGCGCCGACGCGCUACCGGUCUUCCUCCAGGAGCGGUACAUCUUCAUGAGAGAAACCGCGUACAACGCCUACCGCCGGAGCUCGUACGUGCUCUCCCACGCGCUCGUCUCCCUCCCGGCGCUGCUCUUCCUCUCCCUAACCUUCGCCGCCAUAACUUUCUGGGCGGUAGGUCUGGACGGCAGCUUCGUCUUCUACUUCCUGAUAAUCUUCGCAUCGUUUUGGGCGGGGAGCUCGUUCGUGACGUUCCUGUCAGGCGUGGUCCCCCACGUGAUGCUAGGGUACACCAUAGUGGUGGCGAUUCUGGCCUACUUUCUGCUAUUCAGCGGUUUCUUCAUCAACCGCGACAGGAUUCCGGCGUACUGGAUCUGGUUCCACUACAUAUCGCUGGUGAAGUAUCCGUACGAGGCGGUGCUGCAGAACGAGUUCGGAGAUCCGGCGAAGUGCUUCGUGAGGGGGAUACAGAUCUUCGACAACACACCGCUGGGGGCGGUGCCGGCGGCGCUGAAGGAGAAGCUUCUGGAGAGCGUGAGCAGGUCGCUGGGGAUGAGGAUAACGCCGGCGACGUGCGUGACGACGGGGGCGGACAUUUUGGAGCAGGAGGGGGUGGAUGACGUGUCAAUGUGGGGGUGCUUGUGGGUAACCGUCGCCUGGGGGUUCUUCUUCAGGGUGCUGUUCUACUUGUCGCUCUUGAUGGGGAGUAAGAACAAGAGGAGGUAAAUUUAUUUAAUAGUAAUUAUUAUUAAUUAUAAAUAGUGAAAAUAUAUAAAAGUAUAUAUAAUGAAAUAUGAAUAACACACACAAGAAGUUUUUCUGUAUCUAUUUUAAUGGAUAUUGUUGUUGUUGUUGGUAAGUGGUAAGUGAUAUGAUAUAAUUGUUGUUGUGGUUGUAUACACUAAUGACUGGGAUUUUUGUUGCUUUAUUAGCUCCAAUCUUGCAUGUAUGUAUUUUUAUGUGCUUAGCUUGUUGAGAUGACACAAUGAA